CAAGCGAGGGAAAAACAAAACAAAGUCCUCCACUCGUGACGCCAUGCCUCGGCGGGUGGUGUUGGAGGGGGCGGGGCCUGGCUCCCGGGUCCUGGUGGUGUUGGAGGGGGCGGGGCCUGGCUUCCGGGUCCCGGCGCACAUGACCAGGGUUCCCAUCUCGCUCAUCGCCACCGACGCCGACUUCUCCCAGAGAACCGUCCAGGGGACGGUGGUCCGUAAAGGCCGGCUGGUGUCGCUGGCGUCGGGCAACGCCCUCCUGAAGACCGUCCUUCAAGAAGAAGACGCCCCCCCGCCCAACGCCUCCAUCAACGUGGUGCUGUUCGGAGCGCUGGCCAAGGACUUCGAUCAAGCCGUCAAUCAAGGGGACGUGGUCGUGGCCUCCGGCUUCACCGUGGGGCGAUCUCCCACCGUUCACAAGGACAAGCUGCACCCCUUCAACCUGCUGCUGUCGGGAGACGACGCCCGCGUUUACGUGUCCCGCCCUCCUCUUCCUCCUCCUCCUCCUCCUCCUCCUCUUGUCAGAUCCCCGCCGGCCAACAGGAAGCGCUCUGCGGCCCACGCUGAGGUUUCCAUGGCGACCAAGGCUCCCAAAUACACGUACGUCGGCCUGGACGGGCUGAAGUCCGGCUUGGUGGUCAACACCUACGGCGUGGUGGUCUUCUUCAAGCAGCCGUUCAGGAGCUGCGGCACAGACGUGUGCUCCACCCUGAAGAUCACCGAUCAGUCCAACCAGAGGAUCUCCUGCUCCGUGUUCGACGCGAAGCUGGAGAACCAUCCCAAAGUCUUUCGGGUCGGCGACAUCGUCCGCCUGCACCGGUUCAAGGUCCAGUUCUUCAACAACUCCAUGACGCUGGUCAACACCUUCGGUUUCUCCGUGCUGGCGUUCGACGGGGCGGAGGGCGGGUCCAUGGAGCCGCGCACCUCCAGCCGCUCCUUCCACCUGGACCAGGAGGGCCACCGGGCCGUGGAGGAGCUGAGGACCUGGGCCGCCGGCCAGGCCCUCCUGCCCCCGGCCCCCAGCACCCCGCUGUCCGCCGCUCAGCCCAGAGCUUACUUCGACCUGACCUGCCAGCUGCUGGCCAAAGCGCCCAUCGACUCCACCUGCACGCUGCUGAGGGUGUGGGACGGGACCAGGUGCGCUCACACUCUGCUGAAGGUGACCGUGGAGCCGGACACCACAGAGGGGCCGACCCGCUUCUCCGAAGGCCGAGAGCGCCUCAUCGCCAACGUCCUGGUGUACGACAACCACGUGGAGCUGGCCGCGCGGCUCAAGCCGGGGGACUUCCUGAGGAUCUACAACCUGCGAGCGAUCCCGGGGUCCAGCAAGGUCCUGGGCCGGCCCGGCAGCCAGCAGCAGGACCAGGAGGUGGACCACUUGGCCUUCCACCUGCACGGGGGCACGGCCUACGGCAGGGGGGUCCGGGUCCUCCCAGAGAGCAGCCCCGACGUGCAGGAGAUGAAGCGAGUGAUGGAGGCGGUCCCGGACGAGGACGACUUCUCCGAGCUGAAUGACUCUCAGCUGCUGGAGGUGUGGAGCACUCCUCCGGAGUUUGCAGAGGCGGAGUCUAUCCAGUGCAGCACAGACAGAAGCUGUGGUGACGACCCGCGGACGGCGAGGCUGUCCGACCUGAAGCGUUCUGAUCCGGGUCUCGUUCACCAGGUCAGAGUCCAGCUGAGGUCCUACGAGCCGCGCAGACUCCACCAGGCGCUGAAGCUGUACUGCAGCAAGUGCAUGGCGAUGCGGGACGUCCCCAACGACGAGCUGGUAGCGCGACUCUUCUCCGAGGCCUCCGCCGCGGCCCCCGGGCCCGGCGGCCCCCCGGCGUGGGCGCUGUCCGGCCGGGUCCCUGUCCCCACAGAGCGCCCGGCGUCCCCCCCGAGAGCGGUGGGCGUCGCCGUCCCCACAGAGCGCCCGGCGUCCCCCCCGAGAGCGGUGGGAGUCCACCUGUCCACGCAGCUGCUGGGCGAGGACAGACCCACCGAGCUCCUCUUCCUCUCGGGUUCGACUCUGGAGGAAACGCGUCGACUCGCGUCCGGAUACCGGAACGUGGUCCCGGUGAGGUCAUCCGGAGGUCACAUGACGCUGCUCGACCUAUCGGCACCUUUCCUGUUCAGAGGCCGGAAGAGAUACUUUGGGUGUAAGCGGUGCUCCGAGGCCUCGGUGAGGGAACCGCUGUAUGCCGAGGGAGAAGAGCCCCUCGACGAGAAGGGCCUGGCAGCAGCGCUCGGCGUUCAGCUGCUGCAGUUCGUCCUGUUGAUGAAGUUGGAGCUGCAGGACGCCACCGACACGCUGGACGUCUUCCUGUGGAGGGACGCCGAGUCGUUCUUCGGCGUGUCGGCCGAGGACGUAGCGGCCAAUCAGGAGGCUGAGAACAGCAUCCGUCAGAAGAUGGACUCCCUGUGUCCAGCAGGGGGCAGCGCAGGCGGACGUCCCUGGGUGGAUCUGUGUGUGGCGGCGUACCGAGCGGAGGGUCAGACCUGCUACCAGGUCUGCCGCCGCAGCAUCACCACCAACCAGAGGUCAAAGGUCACCAGUUGAGUCCUGCAGGAGGGAGGAAAAAACACUUUGUAAACAUUUACUCUUUUGGUCUUUUCUGGCGGAUUCUAUUUGUAUUUAAUAAAGUAAUUAACUUCUA
This is a messenger RNA of Pseudoliparis swirei, 2636 nucleotides long. RefSeq names its product protection of telomeres 1 homolog (gene pot1). Gene Ontology annotation, biological process: regulation of telomere maintenance via telomerase; telomere capping. The transcript has 19 exons. Lineage: Eukaryota; Metazoa; Chordata; Actinopteri; Perciformes; Liparidae. The coding region runs from base 44 to 2539 and encodes 831 amino acids. Gene Ontology annotation, molecular function: G-rich strand telomeric DNA binding; telomerase inhibitor activity. The record is from RefSeq and is a predicted model, not a curated record. Gene Ontology annotation, cellular component: nuclear telomere cap complex; chromosome, telomeric region.